AUGAAGGACGAAAUAAAACAAGAACUGGCGCAUUUCAAAACGGAGAUUAACCAGAAGCUUCUGAAUAUUACUGCGGAUAUUCGAAACCAAGGCACGCGUCUGGCGGAAUCUGAACAGCGUUUUGGUGAACUCGAAUCUGCGAACAAGGAUCUAAGAGACGCGCUCCUACACUCGGACGGCCCACGCGUCUACAAGGCGGCGAAAGAGGCGGCGGAGGACGCGAGGAAGAGGGGCCUUUCUGUGGAGAUCCCCCGCUCUUCGGCUACGGACUGGGAGCAGACCACACUGGGGCCUCACACUGGGGCCUCACUCAGACCACACUGGGCCUCACUCAGACCACACUGGGCCUCACUCAGACCACACUGGGGCCUCACUCAGACCACACUGGGGCCUCACUCAGACCACACUGGGGCCUCACUCAGACCACACUGGACCUCACUCAGACCACACUGGGGGCCUCACUCAGACCACACUGGGCCUCACUCAGACCACACUGGGCCUCACUCAGACCACACUGGGGCCUCACUCAGACCACACUGGGGCCUCACUCAGACCACACUGGGGCCUCACUCAGACCAUACUGGGGCCUCACUCAGACCACACUGGGCCUCACUCAGACCACACUGGGGCCUCACUCAGACCACACUGGGGCCUCACUCAGACCACACUGGGGCCUCACUCAGACCACACUGGGGCCUCACACUGGGGCCUCACUCAGACCACACUGGGGCCUCACUCAGACCACACUGGGGCCUCACUCAGACCACACUGGGGCCUCACACAGACCACACUGGGCCUCACUCAGACCACACUGGGGCCUCACACUGGGGCCUCACUCAGACCACACUGGGCCUCACUCAGACCACACUGGGGCCUCACUCAGACCACACUGGGCCUCACUCAGACCACACUGGGGCCUCACACUGGGCCUCACUCAGACCACACUGGGGCCUCACUCAGACCACACUGGGGCCUCACUCAGACCACACUGGGGCCUCACUCAGACCACACUGGGCCUCACUCAGACCACACUGGGGCCUCACUCAGACCACACUGGGCCUCACUCAGACCACACUGGGGCCUCACUCAGACCACACUGGGGCCUCACUCAGACCACACUGGGGCCUCACUCAGACCACACUGGGCCUCACUCAGACCACACUGGGGCCCCACUCAGACCACACUGGGGCCUCACACUGGGGCCUCACUCAGAUCACACUGGGGCCUCACUCAGACCACACUGGGGCCUCACUCAGACCACACUGGGCCUCACUCAGACCACACUGGGGCCUCACACUGGGGCCUCACUCAGACCACACUGGGGCCUCACUCAGACCACACUGGGGCCUCACUCAGACCACACUGGGCCUCACUCAGACCACACUGGGGCCUCACUCAGACCACACUGGGGCCUCACUCAGACCAUACUGGGGCCUCACUCAGACCACACUGGGCCUCACUCAGACCACACUGGGGCCUCACUCAGACCACACUGGGGCCUCACUCAGACCACACUGGGGCCUCACUCAGACCACACUGGGGCCUCACACUGGGGCCUCACUCAGACCACACUGGGGCCUCACUCAGACCACACUGGGGCCUCACUCAGACCACACUGGGGCCUCACACAGACCACACUGGGCCUCACUCAGACCACACUGGGGCCUCACACUGGGGCCUCACUCAGACCACACUGGGCCUCACUCAGACCACACUGGGGCCUCACUCAGACCACACUGGGCCUCACUCAGACCACACUGGGCCUCACUCAGACCACACUGGGGCCUCACACUGGGGCCUCACUCAGACCACACUGGGCCUCACUCAGACCACACUGGGGCCUCACACUUGGGCCUCACUCAGACCACACUGGGGCCUCACUCAGACCACACUGGGCCUCACUCAGACCACACUGGGGCCUCACUCAGACCACACUGGGGCCUCACUCAGACCACACUGGGGCCUCACACUGGGCCUCACUCAGACCACACUGGGGCCUCACUCAGACCACACUGGGGCCUCACACUGGGGCCUCACUCAGACCACACUGGGCCUCACUCAGACCACACUGGGGCCUCACACUUGGGCCUCACUCAGACCACACUGGGGCCUCACUUAGACCACACUGGGGCCUCACUCAGACCACACUGGGGCCUCACUCAGACCACACUGGACCUCACUCAGACCACACUGGGGCCUCACUCAGACCACACUGGGGCCUCACACUGGGCCUCACUCAGACCACACUGGGGCCUCACUCAGACCACACUGGGGCCUCACUCAGACCACACUGGGGCCUCACUCAGACCACACUGGGGCCUCACACUGGGCCUCACUCAGACCACACUGGGGCCUCACUCAGACCACACUGGGGCCUCACUCAGACCACACUGGGGCCUCACUCAGACCACACUGGGGCCUCACUCAGACCACACUGGGCCUCACUCAGACCACACUGGGGCCUCACACUUGGGCCUCACUCAGACCACACUGGGGCCUCACUCAGACCACACUGGGGCCUCACUCAGACCACACUGGGGCCUCACUCAGAUCACACUGGGGCCUCACUCAGACCACACUGGGGCCUCACUCAGACCACACUGGGGCCCCACUCAGACCACACUGGGGCCUCACUCAGACCACACUGGGCCUCACUCAGACCACACUGGGGCCUCACACUGGGGCCUCACUCAGAUCACACUGGGGCCUCACUCAGACCACACUGGGGCCUCACUCAGACCAUACUGGGGCCUCACUCCGACCACACUGGGGCCUCACUCAGACCACACUGGGGCCUCACUCAGACCACACUGGGGCCUCACACUGGGGCCUCACACUGGGGCCUCACUCAAACCACACUGGGGCCUCACUCAGACCACACUGGGGCCUCACUCAGACCACACUGGGGCCUCACUCAGACCACACUGGGCCUCACUCAGACCACACUGGGGCCUCACUCAGACCACACUGGGGCCUCACUCAGACCACACUGGGCCUCACUCAGACCACACUGGGCCUCACUCAGACCACACUGGGGCCUCACUCAGACCACACUGGGGCCUCACUCAGACCACACUGGGGCCUCACUCAGACCACACUGGGGCCUCACUCAGACCACACUGGGGCCUCACUCAGACCACACUGGGCCUCACUCAGACCACACUGAACCAGAGGACAGGGACCAGAGGACAGGGACCAGAGGACAGGGACCAGAGGACAGGGACCACAAGACAGGGACCAGAACCAGAGGACAGGGACCAGAGGACAGGGACCAGAGGACAGGAACCAGAGGACAGGGACCGGAGGACAGGAACCAGAGGACAGGGACCACAAGACAGGGACCACAAGACAGGGACCAGAACCAGAGGACAGGGACCAGAGGACAGGAACCAGAGGACAGGGACCAGAAGACAGGGACCAGAACCAGAGGACAGGGACCAGAGGACAGGGACCAGAGGUCAGGGACCAGAGGACAGGGACCAGAGGACAGGAACCAGAGGACAGGGACCAGAGGACAGGGACCAGAGGACAGGGACCACAAGACAGGGACCAGAGGACAGGGACCACAAGACAGGGACCAGAGGACAGGAACCAGAAGACAGAAACCAGAGGACAGGAACCAGAGGACAGGGACCAGAGGACAGGGACCAGAGGACAGGGACCAGAGGACAGGAACCAGAGGACAGGAACCAGAAGACAGAAACCAGAGGACAGGGACCAGAGGACAGGGACCAGAGGACAGGGACCAGAGGACAGGGACCAGAGGACAGGGACCAGAGGACAGGAACCAGAAGACAGGGACCAGAGGACAGGGACCAGAGGACAGGGACCAGAGGACAGGGACCAGAGGACAGGGACCAGAGGACAGGGACCAGAGGACAGGAACCAGAGGACAGGGACCAGAGGACAGGAACCAGAGGACAGGGACCAGAGGACAGGGACCAGAGGACAGGGACCAGAGGACAGGGACCAGAGGACAGGGACCAGAGGACAGGGACCAGAGGACAGGAACCAGAGGACAGGAACCAGAAGACAGAAACCAGAGGACAGGGACCAGAGGACAGGGACCAGUGGACAGGAACCAGAGGACAGGAACCAGAGGACAGGGACCAGAGGAUAGGAACCAGAGGACAGGGACCAGAGGACAGGGACCAGAGGACAGGAACCAGAAGACAGGAACCAGAGGACAGGGACCAGAGGACAGGAACCAGAGGACAGGGACCAGAGGACAGGGACCAGAAGACAGGGACCAGAGGACAGGGACCAGAGGACAGGGACCAGAGGACAGGGACCAGAGGACAGGAACCAGAGGACAGGGACCACAAGACAGGGACCAGAGGACAGGGACCAGAGGACAGGAACCAGAGGACAGGGACCAGAGGACAGGGACCAGAAGACAGGAACCAGAGGACAGGGACCAGAGGACAGGGACCAGAGAACAGGGACCAGAAGACAGGGACCAGAGGACAGGGACCAGAGGACAAGAACCAGAGGACAGGGACCAGAGGACAGGGACCAGAGGACAGGGACCAUAAGACAGGGACCAGAGGACAAGAACCAGAGGACAGGAACCAGAAGACAGGAACCAGAGGACAGGGACCAGAAGACAGGGACCAGAGGACAGGAACUAGAGGACAGGGACCAGAGGACAGGAACCAGAAGACAGGGACCAGAGGACAGGGACCAGAGGACAAGAACCAGAGGACAGGGACCAGAGGAGAGGGACCAGAGGACAGGGACCAGAGGACAGGGACCAGAGGACAGGGACCAGAAGACAGGGACCAGAGGACAGGGACCAGAGGACAAGAACCAGAGGACAGGAACCAGAGGACAGGAACCAGAGGACAGGAACCAGAGGACAGGGACCAGAGGACAGGAACCAGAAGACAGGAACCAGAAGACAGGGACCAGAGGACAGGAACCAGAGGACAGGAACCAGAGGACAGGGACCAGAGGACAGGAACCAGAAGACAGGAACCAGAAGACAGGAACCAGAAGACAGGAACCAGAGGACAGGGACCAGAAGACAGGGACCAGAGGACAGGAACUAGAGGACAGGGACCAGAGGACAGGAACCAGAAGACAGGAACCAGAGGACAGGAACCAGAGGACAGGGACCAGAGGACAGGAACCAGAGGACAGGGACCAGAGGACAGGGACCAGAGGACAGGAACCAGAAGACAGGGACCAGAGGACAGGAACCAGAGGACAGGGACCAGAGGACAGGAACCAGAAGACAGGAACCAGAAGACAGGAAACAGAAGACAGGAACCAGAGGACAGGAACCAGAGGACAGGGACCAGAAGACAGGGACCAGAGGACAGGGACCAGAGGACAGGGACCAGAAGACAGGGACCAGGACAGGAACCAGAUAACAGGAACCAGAGGACAGGAACCAGAGGACAGGGACCAGAGGACAGGAACCAGAGGACAGGGACCAGAGGACAGGGACCAGAAGACAGGGACCAGAGGACAGGAACCAGAGGACAGGGACCAGAGGACAGGGACCAGAGGACAGGGACCAGAGGACAGGGACCAGAGGACAGGGACCAGAGGACAGGGACCAGAGGACAGGAACCAGAGGACAGGAACCAGAGGACAGGGACCACAAGACAGGGACCAGAACCAGAGGACAGGGACCACAAGACGGGGACCAGAGGACAGGAACCAGAGGACAGGGACCAGAGGACAGGAACCAGAGGACAGGAACCAGAAGACAGGGACCAAAAGACAGGAACCAGAAGACAGGAACCAGAAGACAGGAACCAGAGGACAGGAACCAGAGGACAGGGACCAGAGGACAGGGACCAGAGGACAGGAACCAGAGGACAGGAACCAGAGGACAGGGACCAGAGGACAGGGACCAGAGGACAGGGACCAGAGGACAGGAACCAGAAGACAGGGACCAGAGGACAGCAUAAUAAGUCCUGA
Messenger RNA from Knipowitschia caucasica, 5931 nucleotides. The record is from the annotation of a GenBank genome assembly. NCBI's taxonomy places the organism in Eukaryota, Metazoa, Chordata, Actinopteri, Gobiiformes, Gobiidae.